UUAAACUGAACUCUGUUUUCUUGUGCAUGUUUCGUGGAAGGAACUCCGCGGAUUUCGUUGGAAAAAUACUCCAUUAUAUUAGUUCUGAAUUGACCUUCCAUCUGCGUGAUGUGGAAGUUAAAUAACAUCUUUCAAACUUCAGCCUAUCAGAUUACGACCUACUUGCAUCAACCGCCUCGUGGAGGACAUGAACGCGUUCAGUGAUGGGAACAUUUUAAUCGUUUAAUUAUGUUUUAUUCAGCAGUGAGAUAUGUCUACCGAAGACGCGAUUUAAUAGGUAGAAUAACUCAGUGUUUUACACAACCCUUAGGAUGUCAUCAAUCGCUGCGGUUUACAUGUGUCGUCUCACAACUCCGAAGGCCUCACAAGAUGUGGGGUUGGUCGUUGUGGAGACUUACCGCCGGAACUGAGCUGUCAUAUUCUACAAAAUUUAUCACAGAAGAUGAAUAUAACGACCUCAUCAGAGAAAUCAAAGAUAACUUUGAAAGAGAUGCGAAGAAGUACCUUAAUCAAGAUGGAAGGAGUGUAGCGGAGAUUAUUCCGAAGAUUAUUAGUGCUUACGAGAGCGGAUUUGGUAAUGCCGAAAAUGACCUCGACGGAGUUCUACGGUAUAUGUAUGCUGUUAGUCUUACAUGUUUGAGGGAUUCGCCAAGAUAUGACAACGUUCAUCUUCUACAAGAUGACAGGUUAUCAUCAGCCCUGCAAACCAUCCUCAACAAAGGUUUAAUGAAGGGAAGUGAUCCUCUCCAGUUAAACAGAUUGUUGUUAGUUGGGCGCACAAUUCAACCGUCUCCAGAAAUCCUCCAGUUUUAUAAGAAACUGGAGAGACACAUGUCACAGGUAUGGUCCAGAUGGCAUGUUAAGUCUAGGAUAGAUGUCUGUCACGGCUGGUUACAGCUAUCUGUACUACACGAGCAGAAGUACUUUGAAGAGGAGAUAAGAUUUUUCUUGAAGCAUUUGAUGAGUGAGGCAAAGCUAAAGAGGAAGAAACUUGAAGGCAAAGAAAUUCACCGGCUUGUUAGUGUUCUAAAAUCUGCAACACACUAUUCUUGUGCACUGGAUGGAAAGUGGGUGGAUAAAAAUGAUGUAAGGCAAGUUUUACAAGCGCUGAAAUUCAACAUUAAAUUCAAUGAGCCAAGAGAAGUGGACAGGUAUGUCAGACUCUGUUAUGAUGUUGAAUAUUUGGUGCCCUCUGACAGUUUAUGGAAGGUGUUUGAGAUUCUGCUUUCUGAUGGAACUAGAGAAUACAAGACACGUGCAUAUUUCUGCAUUUACUGGAUGUUGGAGUUAGCACGAAACCAGAAGUUGAAUAAGGAUUUUAUGUAUGUACAUUAUGAUACAAAACUUGCAGAAGUAUUUAAGGAGCACGUAUCUUUGUUGCCAUUGAAACUCCAGAUUGAUAUUACAUGGCAGUUUAGUAUCAUGUGUUAUUCUGAUCAUGAAAUGCUUUUGAAAGUUGUUGAUAACUUUGUGGCUGAUGCACGAGAUAUCAAAAGUGAUGGUGGUUUUAGAUUAGUUCAGGCUUACCUACUCAUGGAUUGCAAGCCAAAUAUUGCUUUUGUCAAAAAAGUGAAUGAUUUAAUACAAAUCAGAGGGAAAAACACCCCUCCUUUCCAAUUGCUUUCCAUUGCUUGUGAUUUGAUACGCCAUCAUGGCUAUGAUGAAGUCUUCAGUGGAAUACUAGAUAGUUGUUUCCAGUCUGGUCUGAUGAAGGAAAAAUCAUUAAAUGUUACAGAGCCAGAAGGAUGUAGAAGGAUUGUUGAGUUGUUUGGAAGGUUAGAAAUAGAACAAAUUGACAAAUAUGUGAAGAAGAUUCCACCAAACCUCUACAAGGUACGUGGUGUUCAAGACUGUGCAAAGAAAUUGAAAAUAAUUUGCCAGCAUCACUCAAAGAAAGAUGUUUUAGCAGCUGUACAGAAGAAUCUUGGAGGUCCCCACUUGGCAAGAAUCACGCCAGUGCUGCCCAUAUAUCAUUCUAUUGUGGAGUUGUGUUUGAAUGAAUUGAAUGAGCCUGUAGACAUGAAGCUGGUGCCCAGGGUCUUUGAUGAAAAUGGAUUCCUCAAAAUGGAAAACAUGUCUGCCUUGCCAGAAGGAUGGAGCAAAAUAGCAGUGUGGUUUCUACGUGAUGAAGAUCUCUUUAUCAACAAGCCAGAGGAGUUAACUGGUGAGUUAAAAAUGUAG
Messenger RNA from Lingula anatina, 2181 nucleotides. RefSeq lists its product as uncharacterized. Lineage: Eukaryota; Metazoa; Brachiopoda; Lingulata; Lingulida; Lingulidae. The record is from RefSeq and is a predicted model, not a curated record.